GUCUGUGGGUUAUGGGAUCCGAGGGCAGCGGGGCUCUUGGGUCAGGGGUGUCCAUAGGAACCGGGUGCACCCAGCUCCCACUUCAGCCCCACACACACCCCACAGCCAUUGGGGUCCGGGGUUGGGGUUGAGGUUUUUUGGGGGGGGGUCUCACUCGUGUUGGGCGGCUUCUGCCUCUCGUGCGUCUCCAUGGUUAACACACAACAGAACCGAACCGCGUGUCCCGGAUACCAUCAAACACCGGGAGGUGCCGGGUCCCAAUGGAGCGGCUGAAGGGUUUGUUAUGGGGCGGGCGGCAGGAGGAGCUGAGCAGGGCUCAAAAGGCGGCUCGGAGCGUGACCGGGUUCGUCCUUGGGAUGGUUCUGGCCUCGUUCUAUGGGGUGUUGGUGCUGCUGGUCCAAAGCGCCAACGCGUGGUUCUGUCUGCUGAGCACCGCAGCGCUCGGGGCUGCGCUGGGGUUGGGGAUGGGAUUCUCCAUCAAGGUGAGGAUGACGGUGCUGCUCUCACUGCCCCAUGUGUUCACCAGUAAGGAAUGGGGUGGGAUGGCCCGCACCCUGCGCAACGUUUGGAUCUGGUUGAACAACAUUGGCGACAUCUGCAACGAGGAGAUGGGGACCCCCUACUUCCGCUGCCUGCGCGUCUUCGCCGACGCCAAGGACAACUGCGAGCGGGCUCUGUCCUUCCUCUUCUUCCUCUGCUACAUCAUCAUCUCCUUCAGACCACUCUGUGGCCUGGCCGCCCGGCUCAGCUAUGGGGUUAUAGGGCUGGAAAGGGGGGCUCUGCGUUACCGUUAUCGCUAUUUUCUGGACGAUUCCUUCGAUAACAUCUACAUCACGGAGCGCUUCGUGCGGAUGGACGCGCAAAGGGCUCUGCAGGGCCAACCCACUUUGCUGCCCCUCAGGGCCAUGGAGUCCAUCCACUACAUCCACCCCGGGAUGCCGUGGCUGUCCGAGCAGGAGAAGCGUCGUUAUGGGAUGGAGAUGACCACGUUCCUUCGCUACGUGCUGCUGGGGCUCAGCCUGGUGCUGGUCGACUACAGCCUGUUCUGGCUGCUGGACCUCAUCCGGCACCAAAUGCAGGGCGAGAUCGUGGCCAGGGCCCCAGCCGUGAUUGCAGUCCGUGUGGACGGCUCCGGUUACACCAGCGACAUUUACCGGGACGUUGUUUCUUCCUUCGAUGUCCUACAACGGGGCAACGUCUCGGUGCUGUCCCAGCGCUGCCUCCUGCGGCCGGUCGAGCCCGAUUACAGCACCUACACCAGUAUGGAGUGGGGUUGGGGAUAG
Molecule: messenger RNA, 1283 nt
Organism: Coturnix japonica (Japanese quail)
Lineage: Eukaryota; Metazoa; Chordata; Aves; Galliformes; Phasianidae
Source: RefSeq, a predicted model, not a curated record